CACACGGCGCCUCGUCGUUGACGGAAGUCCAGAAUGAGUAGAUGUGAAGUGACGAAGAGGAGGAAAGUGACCGGGUUGUUUGGUUAACGGGAGCCGCCGCUCACGGUUUCUGCUCGCUCUUGCAUCUGCACACAGAAUGAGAGGCGAUGAAGAGACCAAAGCUGGCCGCAGCUUUCCUCUUCGUGUGCUGCCUGUUUGCCUACCUGAUGUUCGUUAAGCAUCACUACUCCACCUCCAAACCGGAGGCCUACAGACUACCUCCUCACCGCCAGCCCGACUCAGACCUCAGCGCAGAUGACGGGCCCACCUCUGAUGCUGGACGGCGCUUCCAGUACGGCAUCAUGUUUGAUGCUGGGAGCACUGGGACCAGAAUCCAUGUCUUUAAGUUCCAGAUAGAGGACAAAGGAGCUCCAAAGCUGGCCCAAGAGACGUUCAGAGCCAUCAAACCAGGGCUGUCAGCGUACGCCGACGAGCCGCAGCAGUGCACUGCAGGGAUCGUGGAGCUCUUGGAGGUCGCCAAGUCCAGCGUCCCCCCUUCGUACUGGACCUCCACCCCCGUGGUCCUGAAGGCGACGGCUGGGCUGCGUCUACUUCCUGGAGAGAAAGCCGACCAGCUGCUGGACAGAGUGAGGGCGCUGUUCCUGGAGUCUCCCUUCCUGUCCACAGAUGACAGCGUGUCCAUCAUGGACGGCACUGAUGAAGGUAUUUCUGCUUGGAUCACCGUCAACUUCCUCACAGGUGGUCUUCACAGUGCUCACUCGCCCACAGUGGGGAUGCUGGAUUUGGGAGGUGGGUCGACUCAGAUCACCUUCAGCCCUCAGGACGAGAAAACCAUCCAGACCUCACCUAUCGACUACAUCCGGACCUUCCAGAUGUUCAACCACCCACAUGUGGUCUACACUCACAGCUAUCUGGGUCUGGGCCUGAUGUCGGCUCGCCUCGCCAUCUUGGGAGGCGUCGGUGCCUCGCCCCGUACGUACCUGACUGAGCUGGUCAGCCCCUGCCUUGCUCCAGAGUACUCGGGCAGCUGGGAGCACGCUGACGUGGUCUACACUGUGAAAGGCCAGAGCACAGGGGAGCCGGUUUACGAGGCGUGCCUGAACAGAGUGGAGAAGGUUUUGUACCAGAAAGUGGCGAAGGCGUCCGGCGUGACCGACAUGGACUUCUACGCCUUCUCCUUCUACUACGACCGCGCCGUCGACAUUGGCGCCAUCGACGAGAAGCAGGGAGGAAGCAUCAGAGUGUCCGACUACACCGACGCAGCGAAGAAAGGGUGCAGCGACGCGUCCGUCGGUCCUCAGCGGAGCCCCUUCCUCUGUCUGGACCUGGUCUACAUCUCAGCCCUGCUGCAGGAGCUCGGCUUCCCUCCACACAAGCAGUUCAGGCUUGCGAGGACCAUCAACCAGGUGGAGACCAGCUGGGCUCUGGGCGCCACUUUCCACUACAUCGAGUCCCUGAAGACACACUGAAGCUCUGAGCUUUUAUUUUGAAAAGCCCGGGGUCCUGCUUACUCUGAACACAGCUGACUGAUAAUGUUUGUGCCAAAGCAGAAAUCUGAGCGGAUAAAAACGUGACGUGUGUGGAAGCGGCUCAUUCAGACCGGCGGUCAGGAGGCCGGCUGAACUCGCUACGGUCCCAGCGUGGUUCAUUAAUCGAUUAUUUCACAUUUUUAUGACAGAAAGGAUGCGGUGGAGCCAAGGGUUUGUGAGCCACUGAAGGGGAAAAUAAAACCCUGUUUAUGUGUUUGUUCUGUGGCUCCAUUAGAUAAACCUUUGUUAGUCCCACACGUGUUUGGUCACGGCACAAAGUUAACCAUUCAACACGUUAGUGCGCCUCUCUUUUAGGUUUCUGGGAUGUUGUUGGUAGUGUUGUGGGGUUUUCCGUAGAUGUGUCGGUUUCUUGCGAGUUCUGCGUCAGUGUUUUGGGAAUUCGGGUCGUUGUUUCUGAGCGUCGCCUGAAUGACCGUCAGCGUGUCGUCUCGCCUGAUCAAACUAAGCCGGGCUCAGUGUGAGCAGCUCGUUGGUGACUGAUUGUUUUUAUUCUGAAGGACUUCCUGUUUGUAUCCCUGUAGUUUCAUGAUGAGCACAUGUUUAAACGGUUCCUGGAGAAACCCGUCUCUCAGGUGCUGAGACCGUAAGAGUGAGUCACAUGACUUUGGCGCCUCCUCUGAUGUCAGCUGUUCCUGAGUGGAAGCUUCAGCAUGUGAAACUUUCACACAAGAUCAGGAUGAGACAAAGAAGGGUUAUUAUGAACUGUGAAUCAUGGCGAGCUGCUCUGUGAGAGCCUCAAAUAGACCUGAGUGUCCUUCUGUUGCGUGGAGAAGCUCCUCCUCUCUGUAACGUUCGUCUCAGUUUCGCUAAUGAUCAUCUUCAAACCACCGAAGCAGCAGCUGGGCUCUCAGCAGGCCAGAGCUACACCGGCUUAUUUCACACAGAGCGGCUCUGCAUCAGUCCCAAUGUUAAAUUGAAGAAUGUGAAAUGUUUUCCCUCAGCUGAUCCUGUGGUUCAUAUGAACGAUGUUUGCAGGUUUUUAAGGAUGAAGUUUUACAUUCUGAAUCAUAAACUCUGUAUUGUGAUCAAUAAUUCAUUGGAAUAAAAACUGGAAACAUUU
Messenger RNA from Neolamprologus brichardi, 2610 nucleotides. The record is from RefSeq and is a predicted model, not a curated record. NCBI's taxonomy places the organism in Eukaryota, Metazoa, Chordata, Actinopteri, Cichliformes, Cichlidae.